Messenger RNA from Aspergillus puulaauensis, 1551 nucleotides. It is a transcript of the gene FRS2, whose product is annotated as phenylalanine--tRNA ligase subunit alpha. Gene Ontology annotation, molecular function: tRNA binding; ATP binding; phenylalanine-tRNA ligase activity. Gene Ontology annotation, biological process: phenylalanyl-tRNA aminoacylation. Lineage: Eukaryota; Fungi; Ascomycota; Eurotiomycetes; Eurotiales; Aspergillaceae. Gene Ontology annotation, cellular component: cytosol; phenylalanine-tRNA ligase complex; cytoplasm. The transcript is spliced from 2 exons. The coding region runs from base 1 to 1551 and encodes 516 amino acids. The record is from RefSeq and is a predicted model, not a curated record.
AUGGCGUCCGACUUAACGAACCCCGUCCUGGAGGCCUUGUCCACCUCCGAGGAGCCGAUUCUCUCCAGCAAAGCCUUCCCCUCCACCCCCUCACUUCAAGUCAAAAGUGCGCUUGAUCGGCUCGCUUCACGGCUUAUGGUCGAAUAUGAAGCAAUUAAUGGUGAGGCUAUUGCUCUGACGAAGGAAGGAGAGGACAUCGUCGCCAAUGGCAGUCACGAAGCUAAAGUUUUCCAGGCAGUGCUUGCUGCCAUGGAUGGGCUGAAGAUCAAAGAUUUGCCUGGAAUUGUCGGGAAAGAAAACGCUCAAGUUGGACAGGGAAAUGCUUUCAAGAAGGGCUGGAUCAAGAAGGACAAUGAUGUCUUCCGUGCGACAGCCGAAACCAUUGUCGACGACACUCAAGCCAACCUAUUAAAAAUCAAGGAGACCGGGGCCUUAUCGGACGGCAAACUUCUAGCGGAACUGAGAAAGCGGAAGCUUGUCACUGUUCAGAAGGUUAUUACCUAUAAGAUCUCAAAGGGCCCGAAGUAUGCCAAGGAAUUGGUCAAGGAGGAGACAGACUUGACGGUUGAGAUGCUCCAGAAUGGGUCAUGGAAGACUGCCCAUUUCAAACCUUACAACUUCAAGGCCAAGGGUGCGCCUCACCCCUCGGGUGCCUUCCACCCCCUCAACAAAGUCCGACAGGAGUUCCGAAACAUCUUCUUUGAGAUGGGUUUCGAGGAAAUGCCGACCAACCGUUUCGUGGAGACCGGCUUCUGGAACUUUGACGCCCUAUAUGUGCCCCAACAACACCCCGCUCGUGAUCUUCAAGACACCUUUUACAUCUCCGACCCCGUCACGGCCGACCCUCCCCGCGCAGACCCUGAAUUUGAUCCCCACCGUCCUAAGAGCGUGUUCAAACCCUCCGGAACGGAGAAGAAACUUGACUACAAGGAAUACUGGGAGAAUGUGCGGCAGGUACACGAGGAAGGCAAGUACGGGUCGAUCGGUUACCGCUACCCAUGGAGUGCGGAAGAGUCAUUGCGGCUGGUUCUUCGCACACACACCACCUCCGUCUCGACAUACAUGCUCCACAAGCUCGCCGCCAACCCGCGACCAGCCAGAUAUUUCAGUAUUGACCGUGUCUUCCGUAACGAGGCGGUUGACGCGACACACUUGGCCGAGUUCCACCAGAUUGAAGGUGUCAUUGCUGACUUCGGCCUGACCCUCGGAGGUCUCAUUGGCUUCAUGGAAGUCUUCUUCGCCAAGAUGGGCAUCCACCAGCUCCGCUUCAAGCCUGCCUACAACCCUUACACCGAGCCCAGUAUGGAGAUCUUCGGUUACCACGAUGGUCUAGGCAAGUGGGUGGAAAUCGGAAACAGCGGUAUGUUCCGGCCGGAGAUGUUGGAGCCUAUGGGCCUUCCCAAGGAUAUGAGAGUUUACGGAUGGGGUCUCAGUCUUGAGAGACCAACCAUGAUCAAGUACGCUGUGAGCAAUAUCCGAGAACUGCUCGGCCACAAGGUCGACCUCAACUUCAUCGAAACAAAUCCGGCGGUAAGAUUAGAAAAGGAAUAA